CGGAUUCACUCGCCAGCUAGAGAUCUGGCAGUGUCUGUCAGUUCCCACUAUGUCCCACCCGACCGACGCUGCCGCCCCUGAGUUCGACUUUUUGAGCUGCUUGCCGCUGGACAUCGCCAUUAACAUCCUGAGCAUGCUGGAUGCACAGAGCCUCCUGAUGGCGAGCCGCGUCAACAGAGCCUGGUUGAGUCUGAGCCGCGAGGCACUGCUGCAGGCGCAUGACUACAGAGACACCUGGUGGCUGGACGCCCCCAACUGGAAGCACCUCUCCCAGCUGUCGGCGAUCCUCGCUGAUGGAGGGAGUGAAGUGGGCAGGGAUGCAGUUCAGCAGCGGAACACACCAGCGAGCGACACUGCCAGAGAGGAGAUGCUGUUGGAAGUUGGGAGGCAGUUGGAAGAGAUGCGGCUCAAAGUGCGGGGCGAAUGGAAGCGUCUGGAGGUGGACAUCUCGGCGCAGCUGGAGCUGGACCCGUGGUGCCCGCUGCAGCCGGAUGUGUUCAUAGGCCUGCUCAAGAACCAGAACAAAGGGCCUGCAGGGGCAGUACGCCCGAGGGACGCCUAACGCCACAGCCAGAGCCAAGGAAAUCAUGUGCCACCACUGCACUGCGGCAGGCAUGCGGUUAUUUUGGGUUUUUCCACUGACUUCGCCAAAGAAACAAAAAAUAGGGUAACUGGUAUAAAUGGCACUCAAUAAAAUAAUGUUCAUAAAAUUGUGAUUGUGGUGGUACGAUUAAAACUUAAGAGUUGAUACUUC
Schistocerca serialis cubense is the source of this 754-nucleotide messenger RNA. RefSeq lists its product as uncharacterized. Gene Ontology annotation, molecular function: protein binding. NCBI's taxonomy places the organism in Eukaryota, Metazoa, Arthropoda, Insecta, Orthoptera, Acrididae. The coding region runs from base 50 to 562 and encodes 170 amino acids. The record is from RefSeq and is a predicted model, not a curated record. The transcript is spliced from 3 exons.